AUGAUGAAUGCAGCGUACCCAUCAUCCCUGCUUUUCCAUAUCUGCUCCCAGGAUGAGGAUUACAAGCCAUACCAGCGUGUGCUUGUGACAGGUGCGACGCUACUUGGGUGUGCUAUUUACAAAGAGUUCAAGAACAAUGACUGGUGGUGUCACUUCAACCGGGCCCGACCUUGUUUCCUGAAUUGUAAUCUCCUGGAUGAAGAUGCAGUGUGAGGGGUCAUUCAAAGCUUUCAGCCUCAUGUUAUUGUGCACUGUGAGAGGAGGCCAGGUGUUGUGGAACGUCAUACUGAAGCCAUGAACUUGAAUGUACAUGCAUGCGCUACACUGGCCAAAGAAGCAGAGGUCAUUUUACUCAUCUACAUCAGCACAUUUACAUUUUUGAUGGACUUAAUCCCCCCCUAUGGAGAAAAUGAUACUCCCAAACCUUUGAAUUUGUAUGGGAAAUCUAAGCUGGAGGGUGAGAGGGAGAUAAUCAUACACUGCCCAGGUGCAGCUAUACUGUGAGUGCCCAUUCUUUAUGGAGAGGUGGAGAGGGUUGAAGAGAGUGCAUUGACAGUAUUUUGGGGCCGUGUUCAGGAGGGAGCUGAGAGUUGCACAAUAGACCACUGUCAACAAAGCUUCCCCACCUACACCAAGGAUGUAGCACGUGUCUGUCAGAGCAUGGCCGAGAAGGCCCUUCAAGGACCAUCAUUACAUGGAAUCUUCCAUUACUUUGACAAAGAGAAGAUGACCAAAUAUGAUAUGGCUUGUGCAAUAGCAGACGCUUUCAACCUACCUAGCAGACAUCUAGUAUCAAUGACAGAGGCUGCUGGAGCAGGGGCUCAGAGGCCACAAAAUGCUCAUUUAGAGUGCUCUCGUUUGGCGCUCCUUGGCCUAAGUGUUGACCCCACCCCUUUCAAAACUGCCUUAGACAGCCUCUGGCCCUUCCAGCAUGACAAACGAUGGAGGCAGACAGUCUUUCACUGA
Molecule: messenger RNA, 966 nt
Organism: Xyrauchen texanus (razorback sucker)
Lineage: Eukaryota; Metazoa; Chordata; Actinopteri; Cypriniformes; Catostomidae
Gene: mat2b
Product: methionine adenosyltransferase II, beta
Biological process (GO): S-adenosylmethionine biosynthetic process
Cellular component (GO): methionine adenosyltransferase complex
Molecular function (GO): methionine adenosyltransferase regulator activity
Source: RefSeq, a predicted model, not a curated record